AUGUUGGCGCUGGGUCCGCAAUUAAUGUCGGUUCCCUGUCCAGGCUUCGUUCCUAGGGAGGAUGUUCGUAAGGAGCAAGGCCGAGGUGCGCUACCCAUCCUGAGCCGAGACAGUUCCCGUGGUUGGGAUGACAUUACUUGUCGCAAUGCCCUCGUCGGCGUUGUGCAAGAGCCCCGUGGCCUAAGAGCAGUUCGUGAUGGACCGCACCUAUUCUCCUGGGCCGGACGAGCGCAGCGUUUACGUCGUAACGAAGUUUUCGCCGGAGUGAAUGCGGAACAACUCAUCGACCUGACCGAGUUCGUACUCGUGGCUUUCCCCUUCACCAUUACUUCUUUCUCUGCGCUUCUCACGCCUGUCCAAGUCCGGAUCGACAUCUUGUUCACCUUCUGUUUCUUUGAAAGGAGAGAUAAAUUGUCCCAGGGUCCAUGUGCCCGCGAAAGCCCAACGCUGCUCAAUGCAGACUUGAUGAGCAGUCCCCACGGGGAUGCUGCCAGUUAUAACACCGACCGCCCAGAUGACGACGGAGACGAAGUGGACGAGAAUGGAGAGGAAGGCACAGACGAAUACAGGCCUUACGCCGCCGGCAGCGAACAGGGAUUCAGAGACGAUAUGCGCUCCGCCAACGAACACAUAAACCGUGGUCGGAGUUAG
Trematosphaeria pertusa is the source of this 651-nucleotide messenger RNA. RefSeq lists its product as uncharacterized. Lineage: Eukaryota; Fungi; Ascomycota; Dothideomycetes; Pleosporales; Trematosphaeriaceae. The transcript is spliced from 2 exons. The coding region runs from base 1 to 651 and encodes 216 amino acids. The record is from RefSeq and is a predicted model, not a curated record.